AUGUCCACGUCAGAGACUUCGCCGGGCCAGCCGCGCAGCCAUGUGCAGUGGAUCCAACUCCUGCGCGACUUCCACCAUCGUCCAGAACGCUUACUGCAUCUCCGCCUCACCGUCGUCCACGAGGACAAGGACUUCCUGGCCAAGAUGCCACAAUUGCUGUGCGACGAAGCUGAUGAGCUCGACAUUGCAUUCCAGUUUCAUUACGCUGUUGGCCAGCUCGAGACACUGGAUUUCAACGACCUGCACAGCGUCCUCGAACUGAAAUCCGGCGAGGCCCGAGCCAUUAUCUGCACCCUGCAGCUGCAUCGCCUUCUUGCCGCCGCCGAUGACACCCUCGUGCCCACCGAGCAAGGCUACGAUCCUUACCACAGCCCGGCGACGCCGCUGAGCUUCGUCUCGCCGCCGGCAUCGACUCCUCAGUUCCACAUGCCACCGCAGCUGGUGAGCUUCCUUUCCACGGCGCGCGCGCUGUCGCCCAAGAUCAUGGUGGUCACGGAGCAGGAUGCCAACCACAACGGCGUCUCCUUCCGGAAGCGCUUCGCCGAGGCGCUCCACUACUACGCCGCCGUGUACGACAGCCUGGACGCGGCCGCCGCGGCGUUCCGGAGGCCUGCAGACGAGCGGGCGGUGCUGGGCGAGGAGAUCAGGGGCGUGCUUCUGCGCGUGGGCGCCCACCGGCAAGAGCGGCACGACCGGCUGCAGCAGUGGGAGGUGCGCUGGAGAUCACCGGGUUCAAGAACGUGCCUCUGA
Molecule: messenger RNA, 750 nt
Organism: Phragmites australis (common reed)
Lineage: Eukaryota; Viridiplantae; Streptophyta; Magnoliopsida; Poales; Poaceae
Product: scarecrow-like protein 3
Exons: 2
Coding region: 1-750 (249 amino acids)
Biological process (GO): regulation of DNA-templated transcription
Cellular component (GO): nucleus
Molecular function (GO): sequence-specific DNA binding; DNA-binding transcription factor activity
Source: RefSeq, a predicted model, not a curated record